Penicillium pulvis is the source of this 204-nucleotide messenger RNA. RefSeq lists its product as uncharacterized. The transcript is spliced from 2 exons. NCBI's taxonomy places the organism in Eukaryota, Fungi, Ascomycota, Eurotiomycetes, Eurotiales, Aspergillaceae. The record is from RefSeq and is a predicted model, not a curated record. The coding region runs from base 1 to 204 and encodes 67 amino acids.
AUGUACACCUUGCGCUCAGUACCAGACCGGACCAAGAACCCUCAAAAGGUCACACAAAUAUCACCACGCCAAGUGGCUCCAGAAAAUCAUCGCCAUGAGAACACGGUCAACAAGGCCUCACCGGCUCCAUGUGCAACAUCUCGCCCAGACCGCUGCGAGAUCUCUCUCCAGGGCAACAAUCCAACACCAAAAUACGGUCAGUAA